Molecule: messenger RNA, 3125 nt
Organism: Oncorhynchus kisutch (coho salmon)
Lineage: Eukaryota; Metazoa; Chordata; Actinopteri; Salmoniformes; Salmonidae
Product: rho GTPase-activating protein 6
Exons: 13
Coding region: 376-2334 (652 amino acids)
Biological process (GO): signal transduction
Source: RefSeq, a predicted model, not a curated record
CUUUCUCUCUCACACACACAUCCAGCGGCCACAACAGCAGCGGGCACAGGAAGAACUGAGUGCUAUCUUCAGAGAGAUAGAGAGAAGCAGGAGAGAGAAAGAGAGAGAGGGAGUGUGUGUGUGAGAGAGAGAGAGAGAGAAAGAGGGGGGGGACCACACAACAACAACCUCAUACUGGGCUCAAGCUGUCUCUUGACUGAUGGACAACUCCACACAUCAACAGUUGCAGUUACUGUCUAAGCAUUGAGAGAAGGAGAGGAUAGAAAAGAGAGGAGCGCUAAAGAGAAGAGAGUCAAGGAGGAGCACCUCAGUCCCCUCUCCGAGGAGAAGAAAAAAAAAGAGUUUUUAGUCACUGAUGGAAUAUUUUCUUCAGUGAUGCAGAUGGAGCAGCCUGUGCGGCAGGACAUGCAGUUCUACUACGUGGGGGACCAUACGUGGGCGACCAUGCUGGGCCAGAGUGUGCGUCUGCAGCCGGUGCCUAUCCAGAGCCUAUCUGAACUGGAGAGAGCUAGGCUGCAAGAGGUAGCCUGCUACCAUCUCGGGGAGCGGGACCUUGACUUCAACAUCAGCAUCCCCAGAGAAAUCCGUAAGAGGAGAAAAUCGCUCAGAAGGAAGUUUGACUCCUUCUCCAAAGAAAAGAAAGAGAAAGAGCGAGAGACAGCCGCCAAGGCGUUUGGCAUACCUCUUUCGCAGACGAUAGCCAACGACCGCGCAUACAAGCAGCGUCAGGAUGCUCUAAAGGAGAGCCGGAGAGACUGCCUUGAUCUAGAGGCCAGCGUCCUGAGGUUCCGGGCUGAGAAACAACAGCAGAGCAACGGGAAUAAACCCCUCUGUAGCACGGCUUCAUCCCCCUUCAGUGGUGCUACAUCCUCCUCAUCAUCGGCAGCACUGGCGUUGCACAGCAAGCCACUCUCACCCAGGUUCCUGGAUAAGAAAGCUAGAGUGCAGAGACGGGGUGGCCUGUCAGUGGACUCCAUCUCAGAUCUUGUAGAGAGUCAGUCCCGCCUGUUGGAGGCGCUGCAGCUGUCCCACCCUGCAGAGCUGGAGCUGAAGAAGACUGCAGCAGGUGCCGGGGGGCGGACUCAGACCAAGUUGAGCCUCAACCCCAUCUAUAGACAGGUUCCCCGUGUGUUGGAGAGGUGCUGCUGCCACAUAGAGAGACACGGUCUACAAACUGUGGGGAUCUUUCGUGUUGGGAGUUCCAAAAAGAGAGUUCGGCAGCUUCGUGAGGACUUUGACAUAGGGACAGAUGUGUGUUUGGAUGAGGAGCACAGUGUCCACGAUGUAGCGGCAUUACUGAAGGAGUUCCUCAGAGACAUGCCUGACCCUCUACUGCCAAGAGAGCUCUACGCUGCCUUCCUACACGCCAACCUUCUGCGAGGGACAGACCAGCUAAUGUACCUCCAGCAGCUGCUCUACCUGUUACCCCCCUGUAACUGUGAUACCCUGCUCCGCCUCCUCACCCUGUUACACACCGUACAAAGCCACGCACAGGACACAACAGGACCACAGCACCAGGAGUUCCCCGGCAACAAGAUGACAGCAACCAACCUGGCAGUGAUCUUUGGUCCCAACCUGCUGCAGGGGGAGAGGGGCGGAGGGGACAGGGAGAUGAGUCCCCACGCCAUGGGCAUUGAGGACAGCGCUGCCAUCAUCAACGUCACCCUUCACCUUAUACAGAACUACAGGCGACUGUUCACGGUGUCAGCAGAGCUCCAGCAGGAGGUAUUGAUGAGUCUCAUCCAGACAGAUCCUGACAUCAUCGACUAUCUCCUUCGCAGGAAACUCAGUGGCAGUCACCUGACGGUGGAGACGGUAGACACAGCGGGGGGUCGGCGGGACACGGGGGCAUCUCUGGACUCUGUAGGGGCGUCUAGUGGCAGCCUGUCACCCCUGGAGCCCUCGCCCCUCUUCAACCCCGACGAGCCCGGGGACAGCAGGCUGACCACAGAGGUGUUCCUCAACCUCAACGUCCUCCAACGCCACCAUAACAACAAGAAACGUUCCAACGAGACCCCGUCCAAGUCCAUUGGUCAGAUGAGACAGUUCCACUCCCACCACAACCUACUGAGUCUGGCCCAGCCCUCCAGUAGCUCCAGAGUCCACCCAGAGGACAGCCAACACCAUGCCCAGGAACGGAGGAUUCCGCUGGGCGAAGGUCUGAGCUUCACCCUAGGGGCUGCCUCAUGCUCCAGCCUGGGAGGACAGGGGGAAAACAGUAUCUGGGUGAGGCAGACACCCCAGGAGGAGAAAGAGAAAGCCUCUCCUAGUCAUACAAGUCAUUUUUGGGACUUCUUCACAGGCAAGGGCUCAGGGUCUGAGACCAUGGUAUGACAGGAUAGAACACGGGGGGGGGGGGGGGGGGGGGGUUGCAGGGUGGAUUGGGACUAGAAAUGGUUGGACUGGCCCACCAUGCCUUUGUCUGGUCUGCCCUAUUGUCAUUUCUGGCUGGCUGGGAGGUGGUUGGACCACGUUGAGGGACACUGAUAUAGAGUAGUGUUUGUUUGUGGCUGUAUCCUUUAUGAUCAUCUAUAUUCUGAACCCUCUGUUGGGUAACUGAACACAUAACGUUUGAUACGGCUGAAGACCAAGGAGACGAUGGGCAACACUCUGUAAAUACAUCAGUGUUUUAAACCAUGAAGUCUAUGGGCUCGAUUUGUAAAGUUCUGCAUUGGAGCCCGAUUGACAUUUUAAAGACAACGUUCCCAUGCUAGCCGAGACUAGAUUCACGUUAACCGCUGCAUGUCGGCUCAAUCGGGAAAUUAAUUCAAUCCCAAGUGCUUUCUCGAAUCUCAUAUAUUGGGUUUGAAACAUUGGUUGCCAUGACAAAAGGUGACAUUUUUCAUAUGUACAGAAAAGUAUAUAAUCGUUCAAUGCGUUUGCUUCAUCUUCUGGUGAAAGGUCACAUCAUUUCUGUCUGGAACUUAUCACACUUCACAGGACUAUAGUAAUUAACUACCAGGGACAAUGUGGCCAUAGAGAGCCCAUGUAUUCAAUAACUAAAGAACUACCUGAGAAUUCAAUUGGGCUUGAGGAUUGAGACAACUUCUUAUAGUAAACCUGUCCCUACCAUGUAAAUGCAGUAUUGUCAGUUUUUUUGUAUGUAUAUAAAAGGCUUGUGUGCA